Messenger RNA from Coccomyxa subellipsoidea C-169, 2214 nucleotides. RefSeq lists its product as hypothetical. Bases 1 to 2214 code for a protein of 737 amino acids. The record is from RefSeq and is a predicted model, not a curated record. NCBI's taxonomy places the organism in Eukaryota, Viridiplantae, Chlorophyta, Trebouxiophyceae, Coccomyxaceae. The transcript is spliced from 19 exons. Gene Ontology annotation, molecular function: chlorophyllide a oxygenase activity; 2 iron, 2 sulfur cluster binding.
AUGGUAGAAAAGGGGCUGCAGAAUCUCAGCUAUGUUGUGGUGCUCUGUGCAGCUGGCGACAGGGGCUUUGACCCUCUGAGGCUGGCAACCAUCAAGCCGUCUGCUGUUGCUAACCCAGAAGACGGCCUGCCCUGGCUUCUUGAAGGAGAGCUGUACAACGGUCGCGUGGCGAUGCUGGCAGUUGUGGGCAUUUUGGCGGUGGAGUUCCUGGGAAAAGGGCCCUGGUGGAAGGCUCCCUUUGCGGUGGACUAUGCUCCGGGCAUUCCGGCCACGCGCGAUGUGAUUCCCCACGUGUGGCAGUGCAACUUUGGCUUCUGCCCCGACCAGGCUUACAGUGGCGCGCAGAACUACAUCAAUUCAGGGUUCUCUCUGGCGCCGGGGGUGGACAAGUACUGGGCGGUGGUGUUUGUGGCGCACGCAAUCUACGGGGCAUUUGAGUGGACGCGGUACCGUAACUUCCUGCGCCAGGGCGAGACUGGACUGGUGGUUGCGCCGUUUGACCCUCUCAAUCUACGCAACGACUACCGUCGCCAGAGCGAGGUGCGCAAUGCUCGGCUGGCGAUGUUGGCCAACCUGGGGUUCUGGAGCCAGGCGGCAGUCACCGGCAAGGGACCCCUACAGAACCUCAGCGAUCACCUUGCAGACCCCGUCAAUAACAACAUUCUGGCGACGGGCGCGGGUCAGAAGGUGGCGGCAUGGCUGGUGGGAAUUGUGGUUCUGCUGGGUGCGGUGGAGGUUGCGCGCAGCCGCUCCGACAAGGACACAGGAACGCCCCAGGAGGCCGCUCCCUUCUGCUGGUCGAAGCAGUGGUACGCGGUUUCACUCUUGGAGGCGUUGGAACUCAAGAAGCCGCACCCAAUCAAGCUUCUUGGCAAAGAGUUGGUGCUCUGGAGGGACACCAGCGGCACAUGGCAGUGCUUUGAGGACCGCUGCUCACACCGCCAGGCUCCUCUGUCAGAGGGGCGCGUGCUGGGGGACACUCUGAUGUGCAGCUACCACGGCUGGCAGUUUGCACAGGGCGGCAGGUGCGUAAAUGUUCCUCAGGCGGAGGGAACGCGCGGCAACGAGCGCGCCUGUGCCAGCCCGCGCAGCUGCGUUGCCUCCUUCCCCACCACGGUGAAGCAGGGCAUCGUGUGGGUGUGGGCGGAGCCAGGGCCUCUGGCAGCCAUCGAGGCAGCAGCGAAGGGGCCCACGCUCAUUCCCUGGAUAUCAGAAGAUGAUGUCACGCGCACACCAGAGGGCGUUCCUGUGAUCACAGUGGUGCCAGGGAUGCAGCGGGACCUUCCCAUCAGCUACGAGCACCAGAUGGAAAAUCUGGCUGAUCCCGCGCACUUCAACUUUGCCCAUCAUGGAGUAGCUGGCGACAUGCUGCAUGAGUCAGCGGGCACCGCGCAUGUUGAGGCGGUCACAAGUGACGAGGAAACUGCUCCAGCUGUGUUUGAUGGCGCGGAGGGGUUAGCCUACUGGGUGGACAUGCUCAUGGGGGUUGGGAGGAGUGUGGAGCACAAUCUGCACCACAUUGUGUUUCCAGGCCUUUUCACGCUGAAGACUUUCACACCAAAGGACUUCCCGGGUGUAGAUUGGGAACUUUUGGAGAUCCACGCUGUUCCAACAGAGCCGGGCCAUGUUCGACUGCUGGUGCGGGUCUUCCUGGCAGGCCACAAUCUGCCACUGAUGCCUCGGCUGGUCUCUAAGUAUAUACCCACGUGGCUGUCCCACAUAAGGGGCCUGGAGAUCACCGAUGGCGACACUGUAAUUCUCAGCGAACAGGACCGGAUUACUCGCAGCGAGACAGAGAGGAGCGGGCAGGAGUGGAGCAAGCAGUACUACAUGCCCACAUCUUCUGACAGGCUUGUGGUGGCGACGCGCAAGUGGCUGGACAGCCGCGGAGGCGGCGGCCCCUUCCCAAGCGCGCGGCCGCUGCCGGCGAUGACUAAUGAGCAGAUGACUGACCGGUACAGUCAGCACACAAGCGAUUGCCCCUCCUGCUCCGCGGCUCUGCGCAACUUCCGGGCGCUGCGCGUAAUGGCGGGGGGUCUCAGCGUUGCCUUCUUAGGCGCGGCGAUUACUAACGCUAGCAUAACGGCCGGCCGCAGCCUCGCCCCUGUGUGGCUCGCAGCUGCGGCUGCUGUGCUGGGUGCAGUGGCCGCUGCAGCACACAACUAUGCCCAGAGGCUUGUGUUAGCGCGCUAUCACCACUACGAGCAUAAUUGA